AUGAAAUGCAGACUCAUUCUCGUUGUUGUUCACUUUUUUUUCUUUCCCCGUAUUAAUUAUCCGCCUUUCCUGACUAUUUCUUUCUUUCUUAAUUCAUUUAUUAUAUCUUAUAUUUUCUUUCGUUCCUCAUCACUAUUACUUUUCUUCUCAUUCUUUUUUACUUUCUUCAUUCUGCCUUUAUUUUUUUCUUUUUUUUUCUUCUCUUAUUUUUCUUUCUUUUCACUCUGGUAUUUUCUUCCAUCUUUUUUCGAUGUCGACUGUAUUCUAUUUUCUACUUUCUAUCUGUCUUUCUUUCUCUCUUUGAUAUCUCACUCUAGAAUUUUCUUUUCGCGCCUUAUCGUCUCCCCUCUGUGUUUUUCUUUCUUUCAAUUUUUUUCACUUGUAUGUUCUGUUAUCUUUUCUUUGACUUUUUCUAUGGCAUAUUGUUUCAUUGUUUUUCUUCGUUUCUUUUUUCUUUCUUUCUUCCUUCCUUUUUUUUCUCUCUUUCACUUUAUUUUCGUUCUUUGUCGGCAUCAUUUCUGUUUUUCUUCCUUUCUUGAUUUUUUUUUCUCUCUGGCGUACUGUUUCGUUGUUUUUCGCUAUCUUCGUCUCUUCCUGCCUUUCUUUUCUCCCUUUCACUUUCUUUUCGCUCUUUAUCAGCGGCGCUUUCUUUCUUUCUUUCUUUCUUUCUUUUUUUCUUUCUUUCUUUCUUCCACUCAGUCAUUACCAUUCUUUCUUUCUCUCUUCCACUCAGUCAUUACCAUUCUUUCUUUCGCUCUUCCAUUCAGUCAUUACCAUUCUUUCUUGAUUUUUUUUCUUUCUUUCGCUCUUCCACUCAGUCAUUACCAUUCUUUCUUGAUUUUUUUUCUUUCUUUCGCUCUUCCACUCAGUCAUUACCAUUCUUUCUUGAUUUUUUUUCUUUCUUUCGCUCUUCCACUCAGUCAUUACCAUUCUUUCUUGAUUUUUUUUCUUUCUUUCGCUCUUCCACUCAGUCAUUACCAUUCUUUCUUGAUUUUUUUUCUCUCUAGCAUAUUGUUUCGUUUUGUUUUGUUUUUUCCUCUCUAUCUUCGUCUCUCCUUUCCUUCCUUCCUUCCUUCCUUCCUUCCUUCCUUCCUUCCUUCCUUCCUUUUCGCUCUUUAUCGGCUGCGAUUUCUUUCUUUCUUUAUUUGUAUCGAUCUGUCAUUUCUGUUUUCCUUUCUAUCUUUCUUGAUUUUUUUUUUUCAUCUUUGCUAUAUUGUUUUUUUGGUUUAUUUUUUUCGUUUGUUUGAUUUUUAUCUCUGUUAUCAUUUUUGUCUUUCUUUUUGA
Acanthosepion pharaonis is the source of this 1284-nucleotide messenger RNA. The record is from the annotation of a GenBank genome assembly. Lineage: Eukaryota; Metazoa; Mollusca; Cephalopoda; Sepiida; Sepiidae.